Molecule: messenger RNA, 4580 nt
Organism: Solanum lycopersicum (tomato)
Lineage: Eukaryota; Viridiplantae; Streptophyta; Magnoliopsida; Solanales; Solanaceae
Source: RefSeq, a predicted model, not a curated record
CCGCCAAUAGAAUCGCGGGCUUUUUUAUUUUUGCCAAUUUUCUUUUGCAGAAGUUCACAAUUUUUUAGUUUUCUUUUCCAGAAGUAGCGGUUCUUCAGUUUUAGGGAAAACUGAAGCUAGGUUUUCUGAUUCACUUAAGAAGAACGUUGUUGGCCUGGUGAAGUCUAUCUCUGGGUGUCAUCCUCCAUCUAUUGACACGGCUAAAGCUAAGGUUGUUGGUGUUGGAGCAAUACUACAACCUGUUUCUAGUGGUAAACAGCCAACCAUGAUGAAAAAUAUGCAUAUUUCUAAUGAUAAUGAAACUACUGAUGUAAGUGCAAUCCCCCCUCCAGAAAAAAAAAGGAAGGGAAGAGGAAAGACAACAGGGCUUUCAUCCCAAAAGAAACGUAAGAAAAAUGACAAUGGAAAGUUGAAGGUGAUCAUUCCACCAGAUCGAACAGUUGCAGUAGGUCCUGGAGCUAAAGAUUUUAUUACCGAGCUCUCUGUGAAAGUUCUCCAUAAUGCUAGACAUGGUGUGAAGAAUUGGAAGGGAGUUCCUGAUCUAGCAAAGAAUAGAAUUGUUGCUUAUACGCUGCAAAACAAGAAGUGAAUCAUAUUUGCGGGAGAAAAACUUUUCAAGCGGUGUCUUAUGAAGCGAGGAAUACAACCACUGGAAAAGAGCCAAAUUUUCAAAAACUUUGGGAAAUAACUCACAUGAAGCCAAAUGGGCAAUGGGUUACUAGUGCUUCUGCUGAAGUCAAUGACAAAGUGAAAGACGUUAUUGCUGAAAAAAUUCAAGAUAUUGACGAGGGUACCGAUGUGGAUCCUAUUAUUAAUGCUGCAUUUGUGCAAAUAAUGGGAGAAAAAUCAAAGUACAUUCUUGGUAAAGGAUCUGGGAUUAAUUCAGCAAGUAGAAUAUCUAGAAAUGAAAUUCAAGAACAACUUCGAGCACAACAAAAGGAAGCAGAAGAAGAACGCUAUAAACGAGAGAGUGUAGACAUCAAACUAAUGGAAGUUAAGAAUCAACUUGAAGAGGAGCGAAAGAACCGAGAAGUAAUGGAAUUUCGUUUAGUGCAUGACCAAAAAUUGUUAAAAGAGAGCAUGAUGGUGCUAGUAUCUCAUUUGAAGAAUCCCAAGAAUGACCUUCCUGCUUCAAUUUUCAAUAUCUUUACAACUUCAACUACUUCUAAUGAGACAAGUUCUGCAUGUCUAAUGAAUAACAAUUGGGAAGAUUUACAUGUAAAGAAAAAUCAAGAAUCACGGAUGCAGAAAGUGUUGGAUAACUUGAAAGACGUCUUGAAUUUUGAGAAGCAAAACUUAGAAAUGGCUAUUUAUGAUUGUGAUAAAUUCAAUACAUUGUGCAAUGAAAAAGAUGUAGAGCUUAAGGAUGCCCUAACAGAGAAGCGAAACUUAGAAAUGCGGCUUCCAAAGUUGAGUUCUCAAGGUUCAAAGAAAACUACUCCGAAAGAAUUGAUCGACGCAAAUAAUCAGGUCUUUGAUAAGAUCCAUGAAGAGUUGAAAGCUCGUUGUAUGUUGCGUACCGCAGAAGAAACAAAAAAGAGGCUUUUGAGUGAAAAAUCAUCACUUGAGGAAAAAAUUGUAGAGAUUGAAAAGAAGAAAUCAAGUGAGAUAUGUUUCCUAAAUAUCUCUUGUUUCACUCCCAGCUCUAAGAGUUAAGUCAUACUACACUACCUUCUCCCAUACAUAGUUUAUGUUAAUUACAAUAUUUAAUACUAGAAAAUUGCAAUGAGUUGAAAGAUUUAUGAGAUAUUGGUAAUCUUUGUAAUUUGCAAUUUCUUGAUCUUGAUAAUACAAGGUUACAUUGUCUGUCGUAGGAAUGCACAAUUUUACAAAUACAAGGCUAUUAAAUAUGUCUUCAUCUUAUUUGGAGUAGUAUAUACCAAGGAAUAUUAGAGAAAUUCUCUAGCUUUGAAAUUAUAAAUAUGACGGAUGGUUAUAUUCGACACUUUUGAUGAGAUAUUGUCUGCAUCUGAUUUGGAGAGUAGUAUGCCAACAGGAUGUUGAUUAUGAAAAAAAGAGUUAUUAAAAUCCCUACACAUAGAGAGUUGUUCUUGUGUUUUCACAUUUAGCUAUUUUCUCUUUUUGAACUCAAUUAAUGCUCUUGGUCAGUUUUGAUAAGAAGGGAAUAAGGAAGUCUUUUAGAAUCUGGAAACUGUUAAAAAAUUUAUUACUAAAGGAGAUUAAGAUUAAUUUUGACUUCUUUUUGUUUAUAUGACAUUCUUGGGGUUGAAGGAAGUGAACAGAUGAUCCUUUGCCAAAUCUAGGAAAUCUCACUCUCUUCCCUUACAAUUUAUAGAGUUAAUUUGAUUUUUAUGUGACAUUCUUGGGGUUGAAGUUUAUGAUCAUGUUAGGACAGAUUUAGUGUUAAGAAGUAUCUUAUAUUAGUUAGAAUCGAAAAGGAGUGAAGGUGUACUUUAAACGAACUCAAACGGAGCAACCGGAGGAAAAAUGGAUGGGGCAGGCGCCCUGGUGCUAUGGGUGGCGUAGAACACCAGAACCUUUAGGAAAGAGAAGGGUUUGGGGCGCUCUGGAAGACACGCCGCGCCAGGCCCCAACCCUAAAAAUUCUGUCGAGCAUUUUUGCUCGUUUUCUCACCAUAAAUCGCCUAAAAUUGAACGGUUUUUUCACCAAUCACUUGCAUUUGAUCACAUAACUUAAUUACACUCUAAUCUAAUAGAAAAUUCACUUAAAUUACUAAACUUGAUCUCAAUAAAUCAUCAAAACUCUAAAACAACAAGGUUUAGAAUGAUCAUAAAGAACACCUUUCAAGAACUAGUCAAGAACUCUAAUAUUUAAACUUAAAGAAUGAAAUUUUUCUGAAAAAUAACAUGAUUGGUGUGUGGGUAAGCAAAAACAACACUAUGGAAUCUUAAAUACCUCUUAUAUAUUAGACCCAUGGUGAAAAUCCGUAACUAGACUAAAGAACGUCGACGAACACCUUCAUCCUUGCCUCUUUUCUCCUCUUUUCUUUUCAUGCCUCUUCUUGAAAUCUCAACUUUAUCGCUAGGUGUAUAUUCGGAUUAUAAAAUUUAACCUAAAAGGAUUAGACCCCUAAAAUAUUACUAAAAAUGAAAUAAAUCCUAUUGGGUAAGGAAAGGACCAAAAUACCGCUCAGUAUUUUCGGCUAACAUUACUUAACUAGAUAGUCUAACUUCAAAAGGUCAUAUCUCACUAAUCCGAAAUUGAAAAUUAACAAACUCGGUGACUUUGGAAAGAUAAUUAAAACUCGGUGACUCUGUGUGUGUGUGUGUGUGUGUGUGCGUGUGCGUGUGCGUGUGCAUGUAUAUAUAUAUAUAUAUAUCUAUAUAUGUAUACGGAUGUAUGUAUGUAUAUGUAUUACUAAUAUAGUUUUUUCAAAAAAAAAAUUUCAUUUUCUUAAAAUUUUAUUUAUUUAUGUGGUCUAUAGUUAUAUAUGGCAUAAAAAGUUUUUUUUUGUAUCGCACACACUGUCCAAAUCCCAUAUUGAGCUCCGAUUAAAUUUGAAUCGCGCACUACAGGGACCAUGUAACAUUUCGUAACUUGAAAUAACUAAAGAAUGAGCUAAGAAACCAAGAAUCAUCUUUUUUGGAGAUAUAUAGGAAAUUUUUUGAAGUUUGAAUGUGAGUUUUUAGUCAUUUUCAAAUGUCCAUAACUCCCAGCUCAGAGAAUUUAAGGUGAUUUCUUUAUAUGAUUGGAAAGCUCUUUCCAACGGGGCCAAGUUUGCACAUUUUCGAUGUCGUAUGAGAGAGAUAUGCCUUUCAGAAUUUGUGUUGUUUGACUGUGGAAAGUCCAAUCUAGAUUAUUGUAAGGAUAAAGAAGUCUUUUCACCCUAGUAUUUCCUAAUUCAUUUUAAGGGUUUAGUAGGGGUAAAAUUAAGUUGUAAUUCAAUUUUGGAGAAGUUGAGAACGCUUAUGCAAAAACUUUGAAAAUUCAAGACGUGUUCUGGAGUGUAACAUAAGUAAAAUAAAGUUUACACAUUGUUUUAAGAUCUACUAUAAUGAAUAUAAGCCAUUUAGGAAGUCUAAAAACCAAAAUAUCCAAGAAUGUCCAUCACGUUAGAAAACUAGUUGAAGGAGGUACAAGCGUGCCUUGACCUAUUUGACUAGCUUUAAGGAGUUGAAAAUGAAUGAAAAUUGGUGUAAGUCUGUAUAAAAUGGGCUUAAGUUGAUUUAUAGUACGACUCUCCAAGGACAAACCAAGGUCCCUUGAGGAGGACCCUUGCAAGUGGAGUCAAACACUGCUUGGGCAGUGUGCACCCACUAGAGACAGACGAUGGGGCGGGUGUUGAUUGAAGGGGCAUCGAUACCAACCUUCGACAAAGACUUAGACAAUUUGUUGGAGUCCCUCACCUGCACAGUCUCUGAGCUCAUUGAUGGACGUGCAUCACGGAAUGGGGGCUGGUCCGUAGAUUGAGCCACGAGGCGUCGGCGGGGUCUCGUUUGUGAGGGUCCAAUUUUGCUGCACAUUUUUUACUAAGUCUUAACUAAUUAAAUAAGGGGUUUGUUGGUUAGUUAUGGAUUAAGUUAUGGUUAAUUAACUUAAUUAACCCCCCAUAUAAACACCCCAACCCCAUUAGUAUAAUUCCAACUCAUAAAACAAAA